Molecule: messenger RNA, 1392 nt
Organism: Eremothecium cymbalariae DBVPG#7215
Lineage: Eukaryota; Fungi; Ascomycota; Saccharomycetes; Saccharomycetales; Saccharomycetaceae
Gene: MEP3
Product: ammonium permease MEP3
Exons: 1
Coding region: 1-1392 (463 amino acids)
Biological process (GO): ammonium transmembrane transport
Cellular component (GO): plasma membrane
Molecular function (GO): ammonium channel activity
Source: RefSeq, a predicted model, not a curated record
AUGGUGUAUGUUUGGAAUGAGACGUAUGAUAGUGCUGCAGUGGGGUUUAUAUUUAUGGGCAGUGUGCUAGUUUUCUUUAUGGUACCUGGUCUAGGGUUUUUAUAUUCUGGGUUGGCGCGACGUAAGUCAGCUCUUUCGUUGAUAUGGGCAGUUUUGAUGGCGGGUAUUGUGGGUAUUAUACAGUGGUAUAUUUGGGGGUUUUCGUUAGCAUUUUCUUCUACAGCGGAGAAUAAUAAGUUUAUUGGUAAUCUUGAUUCGUUUGGGAUGCGAAAUGUCUAUGGGAAGGUGAGUGAGAAUGCGGAGUAUCCCGAGCUUGUGUUUGCUAUAUUCCAAGGGUUAUUUAUGUGUGUUACGUUGGCAAUUAUUGCAGGGGCAGUUGCAGAGAGAGGUAGGUUGCUGCCGCAUAUGGUGUUUUUGUUCUGUUUUGCGACGUUGGUAUAUUGUCCCGUUACUUAUUGGAUCUGGGCCUCCGGUGGGUGGGCUUAUCAGUGGGGGGUGCUCGAUUGGGCUGGGGGUGGGCCAGUUGAGAUUUUGUCGGCGGUUGGAGGGUUUGUUUACUCUUACUUCUUGGGUAAACGGCGUGAGAAUCUGUUGAUUAAUUUCAGACCUCAUAAUGUGUCGAUGGUGACGUUGGGUACUUCAAUUCUUUGGGUUGGGUGGCUAGGUUUUAACGGGUGCACGGCGCUGUCGCCAAACUUGAGGGCGGUGUACGCGCUGAUGAAUACCAAUAUCAGUGCUGCAAUGGGCGGGAUGGCGUGGUGUUUGGUGGACUAUCGUCUUGAACGCAAAUUGUCCACGGUUGGGUUGUGUUCCGGUGUUAUCUGCGGUCUAGUUGCAGCUACACCAUCGUCAGGAUGUAUAACACUCUACGGUUCGCUUAUCCAAGGCAUCGUGGCAGGGAUUGUCUGCAACUUUUCUACCAAGAUUAAAUACUAUCUGCACGUCGAUGAUGCAAUGGAUAUCUUGGCUGAGCACGGCAUCGCCGGCAUUGUUGGUUUGAUCUUCAACGCGCUGUUCUCUGCAGACUGGGUGUUAGGUAUGGAUGGAGCAACUGAACAUGACGGCGGCUGGUUAACGCAUAACUGGAAACAAAUGUACAAGCAGCUAGCAUAUGUAGCUGCCGUUUCCGCUUACAGUAUAGUCGUCACUUCAUUAAUUUGUAUGUUGAUUAACAGAAUUCCAGGUCUGGCGCUGCGCGCUUCUCAUGAAGCUGAAGAACACGGAAUGGACGAAGACCAGAUAGGUGAGUUUGCCUACGAUUACGUAGAAGUUAGAAGGGAUUACUUCUCCUGGGGGAUGCAAAACGAGCAAGCAUCGCAAUCGGCCACCGCUAGUUCCCUUGAGCAAGCUGAAAAGGCACAUCAGCAAGAUACUAAUGCCAAGGAGCAGUAA